This is a messenger RNA of Clupea harengus (Atlantic herring), 9129 nucleotides long. RefSeq names its product tet methylcytosine dioxygenase 1 (gene tet1). The record is from RefSeq and is a predicted model, not a curated record. Lineage: Eukaryota; Metazoa; Chordata; Actinopteri; Clupeiformes; Clupeidae. Gene Ontology annotation, molecular function: zinc ion binding; DNA binding; DNA 5-methylcytosine dioxygenase activity. Gene Ontology annotation, cellular component: nucleus. The transcript is spliced from 11 exons. The coding region runs from base 2506 to 6873 and encodes 1455 amino acids. Gene Ontology annotation, biological process: positive regulation of transcription by RNA polymerase II; chromosomal 5-methylcytosine DNA demethylation, oxidation pathway.
AAUUGAUAAAACAGACCUCAUAAUUCAUAAUGUCAUAAUUAGUCUAACAAAAUGGUGCUUUGUGCAUUAUUUUACACCAUCCUUGAGUAUAUUGUGGAUAAUAUUAUUAUAUGUUAUUGUAUAUAGCCAUUAUAUGGAUUUCUUUGCUAACGAUAGGAAAAGUUCUGUCACAGCUGCCAUUUCCGAGAACCCAUCGCAGCCACUUUGGUUACUGAAACCACAUGAAGAAAGAACAGUAGUACUAGCAGGAUAAAGUAAGUCUCCUGUGGGCAUACAUUUAGUGUGCAAUUGAGUGUGCCUUUCAGUGUGCCAUUGAGACAGAGCUGCCGCAAUUUGUGUUGUGAAGGGUGCAGGGGUUUGCUUUGCUUGGCACCAUAGGAAAAAGUGAAACCAGGCAAAUUGAACAGGCAAGAGCCGCUUUCAUUCUAGCUGGUCUGGAUUCAAUCACUCCUGACAGCACUUUCCCGUCUCUUGGGAUAGUGAGGCAAUGCAGUGAAGAUGAGGCUUUCGUUUCUCCCUUAGUGAUACUUUUGACCGAGCAGGAUUCUCAUAUAGAGUGUAAGGAUUGACUAGGCUUUUUUCCUUAAAUAAAUCCGUUUUCAUAUUGUAAUAUGCCCAGUCUAUUUGUGUAAUCCUGGCUGCUUACCUCAUGCUAACAGACAUGUCAGCAGAUGUGAACUGAUAUCACACUAACCUAAGUACAGGGAUUUCAUCCCAAAGAAUCAUCUACAGUUUUACUUGGCACGGCCCAAUAUUCACUGCCUAUCCAGGAAAACAAUUGUUCACUUGGGGAGGAUUGUGGGUGUUGCCAAAUGUUCUAUUAUGGCAAUGAUGCAUGGGGUUACUAUGAUGUAAAUAUGAAACCAGCUGAACUAUAUUCAUACUCUAAAUAUUGCUCAAGGUGAUUGAGUCAAGAAAUGGCAAUUCAGUAUAUAUCCAUAUAAGGCUAAAAGUGCAUAAAUCUGGAUAUAUUUGGAUAGUCAUGUUACAAUUACUCCUUGUUAUUUUCUGGGGCUGCUUUCACAUGUGUUAACAGCAAGCUUGACCUACUCCUCACUUGUCACAUACAGGCUGUGUCAUGAUCACAUGUCAGAGAUGUCUUGGUUGCCAUGGUUCCCCAUAUCACAGUGACCUUGGACACCGAUCUGUGUUGCGUAGCCGAUGCAGAAUAUAGGCCUACAGACGGCCAUUACAUGCUUGUUAUCUAGUUGGCUGGUUAGAUGUGUAGAGGGGAUGUACACAUCUUCAUGGGCCUAUGACUUAUAUAUGUCAUGAGACACAAUAAAUGCACAUGCUUUUAAAAACUGACAUAGGACUACAGGACUGGGACUGGCGCCCUGGCUGGCUGGAGUUCCCUUUCUGUUUCUGGAGUGUGAGAGGAAAUCCUGAACAAAUAGGCGUGACCUGCCUGUCCAUGGCCACCGUCUCAGCCCACGGCGCGACAUGGAAUACAGUGAAGUAUCGGAGUCCUGCAGUCCUCAUGUAGACUAUGGGUGUCCAGGACCCCAGCUGGUAGAGCAAGUCAUCCAUGUAAGAAGGGAUUUAUCUAAUGACAACUCUAGAGGUGAAUCUUUUUAAGAAUGAAAGAAAGUAUUGGCCAUUGGAUGUUUUCUCAUACGCAACAUUAGACAGGGAGUUGAGGUUCAGUGGAAUUGAGCUAUUAAAGUGCCCCUCAGAACUUAGCUUGUUUUCCUGCUUCAGUGUUAGUUGUUAUUUUAACACCUCUGUUAACUGUUUGUUCCUUUUGGGAGAAGCAGAAAGAUCCUACUGACUUUGAAGUGGAGGCGAUCGGGCUGAUAGGCAGUAGACACUCAUCCUAUCUAUUUCCAUCUCUCUCUCUCCCUCCUCUUUCUCUCUCAUAGUCACACACACACACACACACACACAGAGUAAGGGAGAGAGAGAGAGUGUGACUGAAGAGAGCGUGCCAGGCAUGUGAGAUGGGGCAGUAGGCAGGAAAGGAGAGGGUGUGGGAAUCGUGAAAUGUCAUUGUGAGAAGCAUUCACUGUGGCCAUGUGAUGCACUGCAGAAGCUAGUUAGCAUUGCUAUGCUUCCUGAAGGAGGGCUUCUGAGUUUGCUCCCUCAGAGCAGCUCUCUGAGAGGGACUCCUGGGCUGUGGGACGUUCCCUUAUUUUAGUUGGCCCCUCGGCAAUUUUGGACUGAGACCAGUAUACAUUAAAAAAAAUAUAUAUUCACUCAGUGCCAACUCUGCAUAAGGAUAGAAUGGUGGUAAUGAGCUGAAAUUCUCUCUCUGUUGGGCUAAUGUAAACAGUGUAGCUGCAGCUGAAGGUAGAGGGUCUGGAGCUUCAGAAAGUCAGGGCAGCAGGGUAGUGAUGCCUGUUCUCAUGGGAUCCUUCUGCCUGUCUGUAGUAGUCUUCUGAGAAAGACUGGAUUCAAUCUCACUAAAAGGUGGGCAGCAAGGAUAUUGCCAAACUAGUGAAAAAGAAACGAGUUUCCAAGGUUGAGACGGAGGGGAUCUCAGUAAAUGGCACAAAGGUGGAGCAGAUGGAGGACACCUCUGCGGCUGAAGAGAAAGAGGGUGACUCAUCUCAAGGCCACACUGCCCCGCUGGAUGCCCUCCCUCCAGCCCAGAAGGGUGCAGCAGCGCCCCUCUUGGAGAAAGAGCUUGGGACCUCAGAUACCGAUGCACUUACUAGUCAGAGCCUUUCACUGAAUUUACCUAACGGUUCUGGGAACCACGUAGGUGGGGAUGCCGGGUGUGCUUCCCCGUCCUUCGAGAGAGCGGACGGCGUCCUCUCCCAGGCCACACCCAAGGCCCUCCCACUGAAGAAAAUCAAGAUGGAGGAGCCGUGGGUAUUUACAGAAAAUCAGACAUCGUCACAUUCAGAAAGCGGUGAUGGCUAUGAGGAUGCACUGUCUACUUUGGCAGCUGUGGUAUGCUUUUCCCUAACUGAUAGAAAGGCCUUGGAGGAGAGGUUUUUCGGCCCUCGACCUUCAGUUGUGUGCGCAUUGAAGACCGAACCAGAGGACUCUUCACACCAGUCAUAUCAGAAAUCUGUUUGCGUCAGUCCGUUCACUGACACACUCCUGGAGCAAAACAACUCAGACAAAUGUGUCAAUGACUCUGGGAGUCCUUUACCAAGUGUUCAGUCUUUGGUGGAGCAGAGAAACCUAAGCAUGGAGCAGGCCAUAGCUAUCGAGGCCCUGACUCAACUGGCUGCCUUGCCUCAAAAUAUUCCCAUAAAAAUGGAAAAUGGUAUUCUGGAUACCAGGUCAGAAAGCGAAACAGCUGCAAACGUCUCGUCAAGAAGAAACAUACCUCUAUUGGAAGCUAAAUCAAUGUCAGAUGUUGCUUCAAACAAGGUCUCCGUGAUCAGUUCAUCACAGCACCAGACCUCAGUCAUUCACAGCCCUUUAAACAGGCAAGGUAACCCCAGCCACCACAGCGCAUGCACUUCAGACAAGCUGUCUUUGCAGCACCUCCUGAAAGCUAGUUCAGAUUGUGAAAAGCUACCCCUCAUCCCAGAGAAAGGCCUGAAGCAGACAGCUGGCCAAGCACUUUGUAAAAUGGAGAAGUCAGAGGGCACUUUUAAGGAGUACAAGCAGUCGGAGAGAAUGCCAGGCAGAAGCUCGAGGAACAAGGAUGAGGAGGAGGUGGCCAUGCAGUUGGCACAGCUUGCAUUUAUAAUUGAGUCUCGCCAAAAGCAGACACCGUCGGUCCAUCUCUCCCCAUGCUCAGAGAAUAAUCCCCCAAAGGGAGUGCCUGUUGUUCAGGCCAUCAAGUACAACAGUCAUUCACUAGCACAAAACUUGAAAAAGACCCCUUUGAAAAGAGUGAAAACAAUGCCCUCAAAACCCAGAGUUUCCAAAAAGAAAGCACUUGAGAUGAAUGGAGACCCCAUGGGCGAGUCUCUGACGAACCCCAGGACCCCUCUAUCUAGAAGAACACCCAAUGGCAAGACUCCCCCUAAGGCCAAGGGUCAGAAAGCCUUCUCUCAGCAGAAUAUGAGUUUAAACCUCAAAAGGAACCCAUUUCUUCCCCAGAUUCAAAUAGACUUAAAAAAGUACAUUGCAGAAGCACACUUACAACGGGAGAAACGUCAGCUCUUAUCUUUCAGCGGCCCCCUCAAGGGAGAGCACUUGGAGUCCCAGGCUCCUCUGGGCCUGGGCAACAACAGUAUGAGCCAUUUGAGAACAGGACCCAACACUCUUAAUCAUUCCCAUGAAAAACACCCAAUGCUACAUCCAAAUGGACAUCACAUCCAAGAGAAUGGCCACGGAGACGGUGCACAGGAGGGGAGGCGUGAAUGUGGAAACCAGUCGAUUUCUCAGGUAUUCAGGUCCUGUGAUAUGCUGAAUCCUAGUGCUAGGCCUCAGGGUCACCCCAGUGUACCCAGCUCUCCUGGUGCCGUUUCCACCCACCAACCUGGCAUAGACAGCAAAACAAGCCGCUAUUCCAAUGACCAGCAACAGCUUUGCAAAGAUCAAGAGGCGUAUUACAAAGUGGAAACAUCUGGCUCGGUCACUGUUUUGUCGACGUCGACUAUAAAUGUAGAAACAGGGGUAGAUUAUGCCAGAGAACACACUUCUUCUAAGGACACACUCAACAGCUUCCUGGAGUCCCCUCUGAAGUUCUUGGAUACACCGACUAAGAAUUUACUUACUCCACCUUCCAAAAAAAACAUAGAGAUGCCCACCUGUGACUGCAUGGAGCAAAUCAUAGAGAAAGAGGAAGGUCCGUUCUACACACACCUUGGAUCGGGCCCAAGUGUAGCAGCCGUAAGGGAACUGAUGGAGAACAGGUAUGGACAGAAAGGGAAGGCAGUGCGUGUGGAAGUCGUGGUGUAUACUGGCAAAGAAGGCCGCAGCUCUCAGGGCUGCCCAAUUGCCAAAUGGGUGAUCCGGCGGGGCAGCGAGGAGGAGAAGCUGCUGUGUCUGGUGCGCCAUCGUACGGGGCACCGCUGCCAGGACGCCGUGGUGGUCAUCCUCAUCCUGGCCUGGGAGGGGAUCCCACGCACCGUGGCCGACCACCUGUACCAUGAGCUCACCCAGACGCUGUGCAAGUAUGGCUCCCCCACCAGCCGCCGCUGCGGCCUCAACGAAGACCGCACAUGUGCGUGCCAGGGCCUAGACCCAGAGACCUGUGGAGCCUCCUUCUCUUUUGGCUGUUCCUGGAGUAUGUACUUCAACGGUUGCAAAUUUGCUCGCAGCAAGAUCCCCAGAAAGUUCCGACUGCUUGGAGACUACCCAAAGGAGGAGGAAAAACUGGACGAUAACCUUCAGCACCUAGCAACAGACUUAGCCCCGCUGUACAAACAGCUUGCACCAGAGGCCUUUCAAAACCAGGUGGAGAACGAGCAUCUGGGCCGAGACUGCAGACUGGGUGUGAACCAGGGUCAGCCGUUCUCUGGGGUGACAGCAUGCGUGGACUUCUGUGCUCACGCACACAGGGACACACACAACAUGAACAACGGGAGUACUGUGGUAUGCACUUUAACUAAGGAGGAUAACCGGGCAGUGAGGAAUGUACCAGAAGAUGAGCAGCUGCACGUCCUGCCCCUCUACAAGAUCUCUGACACGGAUGAGUUUGGCCGAGCGGAGGGCCAGUGGGCCAAGAUGCAGACCGGUGCCCUGCAGGUGCUGUCGGCCUUCCCAAGGGAGGUGCGGCUGCUGGCUGAACCAGUCAAGUCGGCCCGCAAGAGGCGCCUGGACGCCAAGAAAGCCUCUGCAGAGAAACAACAAAACAACCAGGAGAAGAAGCAGACCACCCCAGGCAAAGUCAAGAGUGAGCUCUUCAAGGGGACUCCUGACAGAGGUUACAAAAGCAACUCUGUGGAGCCAUCCCCCUUGGUCAAAACAGAGCCUCAGUCAUAUUCCAUCCCCCUGCGGACAACAGGUGUGGGGAACUAUCCACUGGACUACAACCCCUCACACCCUUUUAACCACAACCGUGAGUAUCCCACCCCUCCUGGAGCCAACAGCCAGCCUAUGGAAGCACUUUCCUCACAUGAGUCCAGCCGAUCUUCUCCCAAGUGUGGGUUUGUCGGAGGAGGAUCAUGGAACUACAACAACGACUCCAGGCCUAGUGGGUGUCCACAGCCUUCUGACCAACGACUGCUGGAACCUCGGCCGGCUGUCUCCCCCCUGACCACAAAGGGUUUCCGUGACUACCCUCACCCUCACACAUUCAAGUCAGAGCCAGAUGAGGUGCACUGCUCUUCUUUCUUGAGAGUCCCCACUCCUGGUGAGAGCACGCCCCCGCGUUCGCUCUACCCUCACCCAGCUGAAGGUCUCCAAAGCAGACUCAACGGGUACCACCGGGGCCCACUGGCACAGGGCACUCCUGGCGAUCAGGGCAGCCCGCUCCCUCCCCAGACUCCCCUCAUCCCCGAGGCUGUAAAGGCCGAGGAGGUGUGGUCGGACAGUGAGCAUAACUUUAUGGAUGGGGACAUCGGGGGUGUGGCAGUGGCACCCUCCCACGGCUCCAUUCUCAUCGAGUGUGCCAGGCGGGAGAUGCACGCCACCACGCCAAUACUGCGGCCCAACCGCAGCCACCCCACACGCAUCUCACUGGUCUUCUACCAGCACAAGAACCUGAAUGAGCCAGGACACGGCUUGGCAGUAUGGGAGGCCAAGAUGGCGGUGAAGGCGCGGGAAAAAGAGGAGGAGGCCGAGCGGCUGGCGUUGGGGGGCGGCGUCGGACCCUUGCUGAGCCCCUCCAAGGCCAAUGGCAGGAGAGGCAGGCCAGCAGGAGAGUGCCCAAGUGAGGACACAGAGGAGUCCUGCUCUGAGGAGAAAGAGCUGGCCCAGGUGCCCACACGCUGGGCACAAACGCUCCCACAGGACAGGGUCAUCACAGUGUCCCCCUACGCCCUGACGCAGGUCACAGGCCCCUACAACCGCUGGAUGUGACUGCUCCUUUCCACCAUCACUCGUUUAUGCUACUGCCUUACCUCAAUCAAUUUACUCUUUCAUUUGUGUUUUUAAUGCAUUGAUAUUGUCAAAUUAUGUUUCAUCUCAGCUUUUUAAAAAUGUUGUUGGAAAAAAAAAAGAUUUUUUUUUUUUUUUUUUACUGUGAGUUUGGUGUGUCCUUGAUGGUUUUAUAUUGUAAAGAAAUGGUGCUUUCAGAAGACUUGGUUUUAUACAAAGACAUGAAAUAGAGCAUAAAAUGUGAUUAUUUAUUCAGAUCAUUGUCAAAACUAUUUUGUAAUUUAAUUUCUGGUGCAAGCCUGUUAACUGCAAUUGUACUAUGUAAAACAACAUUUUACUUGCGAGUAGGAAACACUCAGAAUGAACAUUGUUUUUUAAGCAGUGGGUGCUCUCUUCUGAAGUAAAGUAAUGAAUUAUUUUUGGUGCCAUUGUAGCAGUGACUGGUAAUUACAUGAGAAAUAAAAAACUAAAUAUACAGUACUUAUAGCAAGUAUCACCAUAGGUGGUUGUUUUAAAACAUUCAUGUAGCAUUUCAGUUUCAUUGUUCUACUUCUGUAAUGCAUUUGGUAAUGAAGGUACAUGCUACGUAUUCUGUUUGUUUUGGCUGUCAUGGUUUGUUUUCAUUGUACAUGUCAUUUUUAAAAGCACUUUUACUUUCAGAGCAACUUGAAAAAUAUAAAUUUCCAAUAUGCACAUGCUUUUACCAUCACGUCUGUCAUCCCCUUCACAGUACUUUUGCUUUUUGUAGGUGCUUUUAAUUUUCACACUGCGUACUUAUCAAAGCAAUAAUCACAUAUGGUUAUAUGCUGCAUUAAGUUUCAGAUGUUUUAUAAAACACUUUAUGACUGGCACAAUCAUGUAGAUUUCCAACCUGUAAGGUUUUACAAUUCCCAAAGUGUUUGAACAUAACUUGAAGGAAAUAACAUCACACCUAGAUGUCAGAAAUAUCUACUCAUUUAAUGUAUGAUUGUCACUGGUGCUUUAAAGACCCCUAAUAAACUCUUGACAUGUGACACCACUUCACAGAUUAAUGUUGCAGAGUAGAUUUUAUGAUUUAAGAUAAAUUAUGAGAAAUACUUUCUGUACUUUCACAUGCAAAUUAUUCCUUUGUUUACUACACUCUGUAAUUUUUCACUUCAGAAGUGAAACCUUCUGUGUGGAAAAAAAAGACUUUGGUUAAGAUCAGUUGGGAAGAUUGGCAAAAUGUUUACUUGAUCUAAAUCAGAAGUUAUACUUCUCCAAGGUGCUAGAUUUUGUGACAUUCAUCUAAUCCUAUCUAGCAAUGGAACUGUUCAACGAUUGAGGAAGUCAUGUAAUGUAAGUUCCAAACAAAAAUGAUAUGUGUUGAAUGACAAGUCUUUACAAGUUUUAACUGUCAAAAGUGAAGUGACCAUACUGUUUGUGGAUGAAAUGAACGUCCACGCUCUCCCAGUGAAACAAGUGUAGUAACCAUCUGUCAGCACCUACUUGAACGACAGCAGUGACUUGUCUAUUGUCUACUGAGACUUCAGUCACCCUCAGAACACAUGGUCAGCACAUGGCCAUUAAGCUGUACUGGUGAAUGUUUACUGUUCAGGUGGCAGCUUAUUACAGAGCAAGAGAGAAAGUCAGAGGUGCUUAAAUUUCAGAUCUAAUGCCGUCAAUGACAAAUCACAAGUGAGUGGUGCUUUUUAGUUCACUUUUCCUCUCUGGUCCCAUCUGUAUCAGCAACACAGAAACAAACUCAUGUAACUAAUUGCAAUGUCAUUUGGCAUGGGUACCUGCUCUGAACUGACUUAUGGCAAACUUCUAUAUUAGUGUUGAUUUUGUAACAACAAAGCUAAAUUCAAUCCUACUCUGAGUUCCUGACUGAGUUCGGUUAUUUAGUCUUAUGUUUCCUCUGAAAUGUGAAGAAUGUCAUUCAAACAUUAGGUUACUAUGCCUGUGUGACAGGUCAUCAUACAACAUGACCUCUGUGGCAUUUGUUGGGUCAUGAGACACGAUUUAAAAAGAUCACUUGUAUUUACUGUUUCAAACACUUGCACUUUUUAGUUGUCUUGCCCUGGUCAUAAACCUUUUUCUGAUCAACCUUGCAAUGCUUUGGAUUUUUUGAGAAAAAAUAUAAUUAAACUGUAUGUCAAAUAUAUGUCAUAUGCAUUAUGUUUUUUUUGUACAGUCUACGAUGAACAACGGUUCUUUAGAUAUACAUACACACAACUCCUUAAGUUUACUUCAUAUUAUUAAAAAAUUGGAAAUGAA